This is a messenger RNA of Branchiostoma belcheri (Belcher's lancelet), 1617 nucleotides long. Its product is annotated as glutamate receptor ionotropic, kainate 3-like. Gene Ontology annotation, cellular component: postsynaptic membrane; plasma membrane. Gene Ontology annotation, molecular function: glutamate-gated receptor activity; transmitter-gated monoatomic ion channel activity involved in regulation of postsynaptic membrane potential. Lineage: Eukaryota; Metazoa; Chordata; Leptocardii; Amphioxiformes; Branchiostomatidae. The record is from RefSeq and is a predicted model, not a curated record. Gene Ontology annotation, biological process: modulation of chemical synaptic transmission; monoatomic ion transport; synaptic transmission, glutamatergic. The coding region runs from base 1 to 1617 and encodes 538 amino acids. The transcript has 12 exons.
AUGGCGGGUGACUUCUUCUUCCUUCUGCUGAUGGUGUUCCUUGCCGUUCCACUAGCCGGGGCCAGAGGCAGGCGGCCUGGCCGGGAGGGAAGCAGAGUGUCCCGCAGACAGGCACCGACCAUACAGCCGCUACUCAUCACAGGGGACACGCCGCCUUUCUCAGCAGGAACAGACAAUGUGACAGGACCUCCAACGAGAACUGAAUUCCCGUACGCGUCAACAGCUUCAAACAAAAUAAAGUACAGGGUUGUGCUAGUGGAGAAUAAGCCUUUCAUCAUCAAGACCCGCUCGGAGAACAACAAGACGGUUUAUGACGGGUUCUGUAUGGACAUCCUGAAGGGUCUGGCGGAGGAGCUCAGGUUUGACUACACGCUGUACGAGGUGCCUGACGGGAACUUCGGCCUGCCCACCAGGAACGGGUCCUGGGACGGCAUGAUCAGGGAGGUCAUAGACGGGCGAGCAGACUUCACCCUGGGCCCGCUGACCAUCAGCUCCCAGCGGGAGGCGGCUGUUGACUUUACAAAGCCCUACAUGGAUUAUGGAAACGGGCUUGUUAUGAAGAAGCCGGCCGCCGAGAGACCCAACCUGUUCGCCUUCCUCCUGCCCUUCCAGAUAACGGUGUGGAUGUCCAUCAUUGCGGCCCUCUUUGCAGUUGGUUUCCUCCUGUGGGCUACCAGUAGGAUCCGGUACACACUCGGAGUUGGGGACCUGGAAAAUGACAACGACAACAAUUUCACCCUCAAGAACAGCCUGUGGUUCUCCUACUGGUCCAUCGUAAGAAAAGGUGGCGAGCCGGCCCCUCGCGCCAUCCACACUAGACUACUCGGCGGUUUCUGGUGGCUGUUCUCCCUUAUUGUCAUGGCAACGUACACGGCUAACCUCACGGCCUUCCUGACAGUAAAGCGCCUGGAAACCCCCAUACGGUCCCUCGAGGAUCUGGUCCACCAAUCCACUGUGGAGUUCGGCACCGUCAGAGGCAACUUUCUCUACAACUUCUUCCGGGAGCAGAAAGGUAGCGAGAACGUGUUUGACCGGAUCUGGUACGCGCUGGAGACCCAGCCGGACAUGCUGGUGGACAACCAGACGGAGGGCGUGGAGAGAACGCGGCGCGGGAACUACGCAUACAUCGGGGAGUACCCUGCCCUGGAGUACGAAGUGCGCCAUGACGAAGGUUGUCAGCUGAUGAUGGUAGGAAACCCCUUCAUGACACGUGGUUACGGCAUCGCCACCAAGCGGGGCAGCUCGCUCAGCAAGACUCUGUCAGUCGGACCGCCGAAGACCGGCGCUGAGGGACUCGGCCUGGACACGUUCUUUGGAGUUUUCGUCGUGCUGAUAGCCGGAGCUGUGCUGGCGUGUUUGGUCUCCGUGCUGGAAAUACUCUACUACAAGUGCUGUAAAAGAAAGUCCAUGAUGACCGGAACGACCACAGAACUGGAGAAACUGAUGGUGGACACGGAGGCGGACAAACUGGCCAGAACGACACUGAAGUGUCUGGAGGAGGGAAGCCUCCAGCUGGUCAUCAGAAAGGCGGGAGAAAACCACCUGGUUGGAAACAGCGUGCCUGUUAGCAUCUCAAGGGAAAGCCUGCAUCUUAAAGAGAACGACAAAAUUGACUAA